GAUCGUGACCAGCCGAUAUCGAUUAAUCGAUCGAUCGCGUGAUAAUAAGUGACCAACUUCGACCAGUAUAAUAAAAUAAUCGCGAAAGAAAGUUCGAACGAAAAUGAGAAACUCGAUAUUUCCAAUUAUCAUCCGGGAUAGAAGUCGAGGCAGUAAAUAAAGAAGGAUGGGCGAUGUUCUGCGAAAUUGGAUACAAGCGAGACUAGGAAUCUUGAUAGACCUACGCCCUGAGGUGUUCGGUUAUUACACCAGAGACGGCUCCCUUUUGGCUCAAAUUUUGCACAGCUACGACAUAAUAACCCAAGAUCAAUUGGACAUAAUCAUCGUGACCCAAGAUCCCGCCCUGUGCCGAGUCAAUUUGAGACAUCUCAGCUUUUGGCUGCGGUUCAUUGCUAUCAAGAUGGACGAGGACUUGAUCGACGAGAUCUCGUGCGGCAAAGGGACCUCGUCUCUCCGCCUGUUCUACAAGGUGUACCUUUGCCUCGAGAGCAAGGAGAGAUUGCAUUUUAUCACGCUUCAGAAAGAGAGGGAGAAAUUCGUGCCCACAUCGAAGAAGUUCGAUGUGGUCAGAGUCUGCGAGGAUCCGCCGCCUUACCAUCCGUCGGAGAAUAAAUUGUCGAAGAAGCUGGUGAAAGGGCAGGACGUGAUCCAAUGGCAUCAGCAAAAAGUUCCAAAGAUGCUUCGAUCGUAUAUCAAAAAAAAAAAACCAUUGAAAAAGUGGAGACGAAAUGCGUAACUGAUGUCAAGCCGUGUUACGAGGUAUCUACCAGCUCCUAGCUAGAAAGAUUCGCGUGACAGGAGUCUCGCGUCCAGGUACUCAUGCUUACGCGAGUUUUUUUUUUGCUCUAUGUGGAGGAAGGAGGAAGGUGUCGGGGUAAGAUGAGGAUACAAAGUGAAAAUAAGUGUUUUUUUUUGUUUUUCUUA
This is a messenger RNA of Apis florea (little honeybee), 924 nucleotides long. RefSeq names its product sperm flagella and cilia-associated protein 2-like. NCBI's taxonomy places the organism in Eukaryota, Metazoa, Arthropoda, Insecta, Hymenoptera, Apidae. The record is from RefSeq and is a predicted model, not a curated record.